AAUAAUAAAUAUAUAUAAAUAAAAUGGAACCUAUUUCUACUACUUAUAAAAAAGUAUGGUAUGUAACCGGCACUUCAACAGGCAUUGGUCUUUCUCUUGUAAAGAAAUUAUUAGCUUCAGGUAAACAAGUUGUUGCUGUUACUAGAACCCCAGAAAAAGUAGAUGCUGAAAUUCCAUUAGAACAAAAAGCUGAUGUUUUAAUUGUCAAGGCUGAUAUCUGUAAAGAAGCCAGUGUCAUUGAAAGUAUUGAAAAGGGUAUUGCUCAUUUUGGUAAAAUUGAUGUUGUUGUUAAUAAUGCUGGUUUUGGUAUUGUUGGUGCAGUUGAAGAGCUCUCAGAAGAAGAAAUAAGAAAAGCAUUCGAUGUUAAUUUCUUUGCUGCUUUCAGUAUUUGUAAAAAUAUUAUCCCACAUUUCAAACAACAAAAAUCAGGUUUUAUUUUUAAUGUCUCCUCAAUUUGUGGUUGGGGCUCACUAUCAGAAUUUUCUGCAUAUACAGCCACUAAACAUGCUCUUAAUGCUUUAACUUUCGCCUUAGAACAAGAAUUAGCUCCAUUAGGUAUCAAAGUUGUUUUAUUAUCACCAUCAGGUUUCAAAACUCCUUUUGUCGAUAACAAUAUGCAACAUGCCAAAGUUCAACUUUCAGAAUACAAUUCUAAAGAACGUACCAAAUGGGCCGAUGAUAUUGUCAAUAAUGGUCGUGGUGAUCCAGAUAAAUUAAAUGACAUUGUUAUUCAAGUUGCUGAAAUGGAAAAUCCACCAAAGAAUGUUUUCUUUGGUACCCAUGCUAUCCAAUAUGUAAAGAGUGAAUGGAAGAUUCAAAGAGAAGAAAUGGAUAAAAAUGUUCCAAUUACCAUUUCUACUGAUUACCCAGAUGCUCCAAAAAUUGAUUGGGAAUAAAUUAAUUUAUAAAAAAAAAAAAAAAAUUAUAAUUAAAAAAUAUAAUUAAAAAAAAUUUUAAAUUAAUAAAUGUACAUUUAUUUAAUU
Molecule: messenger RNA, 983 nt
Organism: Dictyostelium purpureum
Lineage: Eukaryota; Evosea; Eumycetozoa; Dictyosteliales; Dictyosteliaceae
Exons: 2
Coding region: 24-896 (290 amino acids)
Source: RefSeq, a predicted model, not a curated record